AUGGCCGCCCUCCUUGAAACUAGCUCCCAUACCACUCCUACUGGUUCUACAAGAUGGAGACUCUUCUCAGAGUCUGAAAGUGAAGAUUUUGACAACGAUUCAAACGCCCUCUACAGAUUUAGUGCUUACGGUGGAGACUCUGAUGCUUCCACGGACAGGCAUGGUUUCCUUGAUGAGAGAGGCUUUGAAGAACUGCUUGAGCAACUUGCUGAGUCUGACAAUUCAAGAAGAGGUGCACCACCUGCAUCUGUGUCAUGCGUUAGGAAUCUUCCAUGGGGUAUUAUUGGAGAGGAGCAUGUAAAGAAGGGCCUGCUCUGUUGUGCGGUCUGCAAGGAUCUUUUCACCCUCGGUAAUGAAACCACGCAGCUUCCGUGUCUACAUCUAUACCAUGCUCAUUGUAUUGUACCUUGGCUGAGUGCCCGUAACUCCUGCCCACUCUGCCGUUUUGAGCUCCCAACAGAUGAUAAAGAUUACGAGGAGGGAAAGCAGAAUGUGCUGGAUGUGAGCGAGGAUAGCUCCUCCUCUGAUGAUGACACAGACGCGGGAGAAGAGGAGUAUGUAGAGAGAGGUGAGAGCGAGUCUGGUGUGAGCAGGGUUGGCAGAGGAAGAUGGCUGUUUCUGGCAGCUGCACCAGUUGUGAGUCUGGUGGGCGUGGUGUUGGCAAUGUGGCUAAGCAACCCACAGAGGAGAGAUAUAGUAAUCUCUCAUAGCCAAAGAGGGAACAGAACCAGAAGAUGCUCCAUAAUCUGUACUUUAAUAAUAGAUCCCAAAAGAUGCUUGAGUCUUAUAUCAUUUCGUCUCUCUUUCAUCACAUGUUAG
Messenger RNA from Arabis nemorensis, 819 nucleotides. The record is from the annotation of a GenBank genome assembly. Lineage: Eukaryota; Viridiplantae; Streptophyta; Magnoliopsida; Brassicales; Brassicaceae.